Messenger RNA from Silurus meridionalis, 4031 nucleotides. RefSeq names its product DENN/MADD domain containing 1B (gene dennd1b). Gene Ontology annotation, molecular function: guanyl-nucleotide exchange factor activity; phosphatidylinositol phosphate binding. Lineage: Eukaryota; Metazoa; Chordata; Actinopteri; Siluriformes; Siluridae. Bases 386 to 2623 code for a protein of 745 amino acids. The transcript has 22 exons. Gene Ontology annotation, biological process: endocytic recycling; endocytosis. Gene Ontology annotation, cellular component: cytosol; nuclear speck; intracellular membrane-bounded organelle. The record is from RefSeq and is a predicted model, not a curated record.
CCUUCCCUUUUUUUCUGCCUUUCUUUUUCCACAUGCUCACAUUUUAUCAUCAAACACCCCCCCUCUCCCCCUCAGCGCAUCGUGCGCGUGCAGGAAUCGCUGCGGCUUUCACGAGCUCUCUGUCAAACAUCGCGCGUGACGUCACGCAGCGUAGCGUCAGGCUGUGCUUCCUGGUGCUCAGCAGAGGAGAAGUGAAACCCUGCGAGCUGAACUUCUCCACAAGACGCGCAGGUCGCGGGGGGAAGAAAGAUAGAAUAUAUAAUAAAAAAAAAGAAAAUAAAAGGAGAGAAAGGAUGGUGUGAAAUGUGCCUCAGGUGGCCGGGGAGAUAGAGAGCUCGGCGGUGUUGUUGGACGGUGUUCAGAGGCGCGUCGCCAUGCUGUAGCCAUGGACAGCAGAACACGUGAGAAUCCAGAUCGGACGUUUGAUUUGGUGCUGCAGGUGGCAUGCCCGUCAUCCGAAAAUGAAGAUCCAACAGUGCUGUGGAAGUUCCCCCAGGACUUUCGAGACCAGGAGGUCUUGCAGACGGUGCCCAAGUUCUGUUUCCCAUUUGAUGUCGAAAGAGUUUCUCAGAAUCAAGUGGGUCAGAACUUCACGUUCGUGCUGACCGACAUUGAGAGCAAGCAGAGGUUCGGGUUCUGCCGCCUCACCUCCGGCUGCAAGGUGUGCAUCUGCCUUCUCAGCUAUCUACCCUGGUUUGAGAAUUACUACAAGCUGCUAAACACCCUCGCAGACUACUUAACGAAACACCAGGAAAAUGAACUGAGCGACGUUCUGGACAAGCUGUACAGGAUGGCCGUGCCGAAACCCAACACGGCCAUAACCCUGAGCAUGCACUUGCGCUUCUUUGCCCCGGAUAUCACCGGACUUCCGACCAUCCCUGAAAACAGGAAUCUAACGGAGUACUUUGUGGCGGUGGACGUGAACAACAUGCUACACCUGUACGCCAGCAUGCUGCACGAGCGACGCAUCAUCAUUACCUCGAGUAAGCUUAGCACUUUAACCGCAUGUGUGCAUGGCUCAGCUUCCAUGCUCUUCCCCAUGCACUGGCAACACAUCUACAUCCCUGUUCUUCCCCCACACCUGCUGGACUACUGCUGCGCGCCCAUGCCGUAUCUGAUCGGAGUUCAUCUGAGCUUGUUAGAGAGAGUGAAGAGCAGGUCCCUGGAAGAUGUCAUCAUUUUGAAUGUGGACACGAACACGCUCGAGAGUCCAGCCGACGACCUGCACAACCUGCCUAGCGAUGUUGUCUCGAGUCUGAAGAGCAAGCUGAAGAAGCAGUCGACUGCCACGGGCAACGGAGUGGCUCGGGCCUUCCUGCGCUCUCAGGCUGCGCUGUUCGGCUCCUAUCGGGACGCUCUGAGAUACAAACCCGGAGAGCCAAUCACCUUCUGCGAUGAGAGCUUCGUGGCACACCGUUCCACCUCCAUGAAGACUUUCCUUGAGAUGGCUGUGAACCUGCAACUCUUCAAGCAGUUCAUUGAUGGCAGACUGGCCAAAUUAAAUGAAGGAAGGGGUUUCACAGACGUCUUUGAGGAAGAGAUCACAGAGGGGGGCUUUUGUGGAAGUAAUUCUAGAUCUUACCAACAGUGGAUGCAUACUGUGAAGAGAGGUGUGACGAAGGCGAGCCCAGCUGUGAAAUCUGCUUAUAGGAUUGCGAAAGUUCAUGCAAAAAAAGGUUUCCGCGGCGUGAAGGACCGGAUACGACUUAAGGACGCUGAGGAGGAGGCUGGGGUGUACUCUGCAGGUUCUCCCACCAGCACUAAAAGCCUCUCUCCAAGGAGGCUUCAAAAGAGAAGGUACCAACAGGAAAAUUCCCAUAGGAUUGCCGACUUUCCAGAUUAUCCCAUUGAUGUGGACGAGGACACAGUUAGCAAAAUCUCAGAGGACAGCGGAGACGUGUCAUAUUGUCUAGAGGACAGUGACGACUCGUGUGAGUUGGAGCAUGAGGCGGGACAGACGGGUCAAAUGAACUUACUGGAAGAGAUCUUAGACUCACUAAGCACAACCGCAUUAGAUCAUGGCUCCAGACUCUCAGCUGCCAAGAGCCUCGAUUUCUUCAGGUCCAUGGAAGAGCUGGACUGCAGUCCCACGAACACGUCCCUAGCGAAGACUAUUCCAGUGCAAAAUUGUGAAUUGGGCACUGCCACCAGUGGAGAACAGAGUGGCUGGAACAUGGGCCAGGACGACAGCGCCAUAAACGGCAAGCACCUCCCUCCUUCUCCUCGCCGCCAUUGCAGCACUCGCUCGCUGCCGGCUUCUUCGACCAAACCCUACGAGACCCAUCAGGACACAAGGAAUUGUCUCAGCGAGCCUUCCACCCAGUCCCUGUCCGAGAGCACCAGCCCUCCCGUCCACCUCGAGCUUCCCUCGGACCUGAAGCUCAGCACCGAGGCCGAGGUUUCCAGUGGCCUACGGAGGAAAGUCCUGUCCAAAGAGGCUAUUAGGCAAUACCAGGAGCGUUCACAGCAAGGGGGCAGCAACAGGCAGCCCUCAAUGCUUAUUCCUUGGGAAAAAGAAAGCAAAGGCGAUGACAAAGAGAUCAACGAAGACGUGGCACUGGAAAAAGGCUUGCUCGAGGAAAUCGAGUGUCGCUUGGGUUCCGCGCUGAGCUCCAACUUGUAACUCGGGUUAGACUGCAACGGUACUGUUCUGGGCAAAACCCGGGAGCCUUUUCUUUUCCUUAGCGUUCAUCCUUUUGUUUCGCAUCAGAACUACUUUAUGUAUCAUUUAAUGCCUUUUGUUGUUUCCGCAAAAACGGUUUAGUUUAUUGGCGUUUGGUAAAACGACUACUGUAUCACAAUGAUGGGUGUGUUCUAGCCCAGAGUUUCCCCGGGAUAGGCUUCGGAUCGACCGUGCCUCUGACCAGGAAAAGUCCAAGCCAGUAAUUUGCACUUCCUAACAGGUACAUUUAACUAAUCACUGUAACUCAAGCAAGGUUCGGUCCUCGUUGAAUAUAUUUUUAAACAAAAGACAAUAUAUAUUUUUUUUUUUAACUUUAUGCCUUAAACGUAUUUUCUGAUUUGCUUCUGGUACUAUGCAGUGUUCUUUAACCGUGACUCUGGACUCGUGUCUGUAGCUGUAGGUCAUUCUUAUAUUUCUCUAUUAUAUGGGUUUUUUAUUCUUCAUGGUGUACUUGUAUACCUCAGAAAGAACAGCAUGUUUUGUUACAACGCAGGUAACGUAGGUGUAUAUCUUUUCCCAGGACUCUUCUCAGGUUAGUGUUUUCUUCAAAUAUAGUGUUUAUAUGUUGAUCUUGGCUUUGCUGUGCAGUGGAUGUCAUGUAGAAUGUGUGUUUAAUUUUGUUUUUUUGUUUUUUUCGGACGGUUUCCUCAAAAGGACAUAAGUUGCAAAAACAGAAUCCUCAGAAAAGCAGUCGCAGAAGUGUUACUUGGAAAUAAUGGAAAUAUUGAACUUUUAAAAGUCUAUUUUAUACAGUUUGACUCGAUUCUUCCCCACAAGUUUUAUAUAUUGGGUGCAUUUCAAAUAUCUGGUUUCAUUUCGCGUCGCAGACUUCAGACAAAAACUUGAGUUCAUUCUCCACUGGUCUCAUAAGGAAGGUCUUGCGAUUUAUUUGGGCUUUUUACCAAACCAUCAGUCAUCAAAACCAACCUCACCCGCUACUGUCUUUUUGUUCUUUUGUGCUGAUGUGGUGGUUCGAAGCAUUCCAUAAAUCGGCACACCGUGUUACCUGUACGACUUUAUCUUGAGUUUCAGGAAGUUAAACAGAGCCGCACUUUUGCGACAGUCUGCUGUCAAAGACGCUUUUAUUUAAAUAACGAAGUAUUCCGCCGUGUUACGAAGUUGUUAGUGUAAAAAAAAACGGUAUUAUUUAACAAUCUAGGGCCACGUCGAUCAAUCAGAGUCGCGUGUAAAUGUUGGACGCUAAAUCAGUUUCUUGCAUGUGUACGUCGAUGAAUUCCAAUCAACCCGUGAGUUAUCGUGCGCUUUGUGGACGUGACGUCCACAGACAGCCGUCGGCCUGAAAAACAGGUAUUUUGUUUCGCCAUUAAAAAUAUAUUUUAUAUGUACA